Messenger RNA from Oryza brachyantha (malo sina), 1299 nucleotides. RefSeq lists its product as uncharacterized. The transcript has a single exon. Lineage: Eukaryota; Viridiplantae; Streptophyta; Magnoliopsida; Poales; Poaceae. The coding region runs from base 151 to 894 and encodes 247 amino acids. The record is from RefSeq and is a predicted model, not a curated record.
CCUUGGCUAGUUUAGCCAAGUAAAUUAAGCUAAUCAGCCCCUCGAACCCACACAGAAUUAAUAUCCAGUCCUUUGGUCUUUUUCUUUCUUUAGGUUAUUUCCUCUCUGUGUGUUUCUUUUGCAUAUACGCCCCUGUGUAAUUGUUGAUUUAUGGACCUCGCGCCGACGCCGGCGCGGCGGCCCAUGGAGCCCGGCAUGGCGCGGCGGCUGUGGCACGUCGUGCUCGCCGUGUGCCACAUGCUGCGGCGGGGCCUCAGCCGGAAGCGCGUCAUGAUGGACCUCCACGUCCUCCUUGGCCGCGGCAAGCUCGCCGGCAGGGCGCUGCGGGGCCUCCUCGCGCACCACGCUGCGGCGGGGCACGGCGGCCACCACCUCGCCGCGUACCGCGGCGGCGGCGGCGGCGUCGGCGCCUCGUCCUCCGCGCUGGCGUCGUUCUACGGCCGCCCGCGGGAGGUGGAGUUCAGCUGCACCACUACGCCGUCGUACCCGAACUACGGGCUGUUCCCUUUCACCAAGGGCCGCGGCGGGCGGCGCGGCGGAGGCGGCGGCGGCGGCGAGUACGGGGGACUCGACGCGGCGGCGGUGGCGCGGGCGUUCGAGAUGAUGAGCGCCGAGGUGGAGGCCAGCGGGGAAGGCACGCCGUCGGUUCAGGCCGCCGGCUGGGCUACCGCCACGCCGUCGCCGAUGGUGGCGUGGAUCCUCGGCCGCAGCCCGGCCGGGGUCCGCCCUCUCCGCGUCACCGACUCGCCGUUCCCCGCCGUGCCAGAGGACGGAGGCGGCGGCGAGCAGCGCGUCGACGCCGAGUUCGAGGACUUCAUCAGCAAGUUCUACGAGCAGCUCCGGAUGCAGCCGUCGACGGCCACGCCGGACUGCCAGCUGCGCCGCCGCGCGUAGCCCAACAUCCGUCUGUCCCACCGCCGCCGCCACCGCCAUUGCUGCACGCCUGCACCGGCGCCACCGCCGGCCCCGCCUUGUACGUUAAUUCGAUCGAUCGUGUGGUUGCAUGCAUGCAUGGGCGAUGCCGAUGCAACGGAGAAUUUCUACUACAUACUUGCCGCUAUACGCGCGUACGUACGUACGUACGGUGUAUACGAACGUACAAUACGUCCACGAAUUAAUUGCUGUACCAUGAUUGGUAUCUGGGCUACGUACAUCGGUAUUCUUCACGCCAUUUCAAUUGAUUUGACAUCAUUUUUUUUUCUUGCCAGUUUUUAACUCGGUCAUUAAUUCGACUAGUGUUUUUCUCGGCAAGAAAAUUUUAUACAAAGCGAGAGAAUUUUGCUGCGGUGACUCAUGGCU